Arvicanthis niloticus (Nile rat) is the source of this 1249-nucleotide messenger RNA. RefSeq names its product zinc finger CCHC-type containing 10 (gene Zcchc10). Gene Ontology annotation, molecular function: zinc ion binding; nucleic acid binding. The record is from RefSeq and is a predicted model, not a curated record. Lineage: Eukaryota; Metazoa; Chordata; Mammalia; Rodentia; Muridae.
GCUCUAAGAUGGCGACUCCCAUGCAUCGGCUCAUAGCUCGGAGGCAAGCUGAAGCCAAUAAGCAACAUGUAAGAUGUCAGAAAUGCUUGGAAUUUGGACAUUGGACUUAUGAAUGCAAAGGGAAAAGAAAGUACUUACAUAGGCCUUCAAGAACGGCAGAGCUGAAGAAAGCUCUAAAAGAAAAAGAAAAUAGAUUAUUGCAGCAAAGCACCGGAGAGACCAACAUAGAGAGAAAGACCAAGAAGAAGAGGUCUAAGAGUGUCACGAGUUCCAGUACCUCUAGCAGUGACAGCUCGGCCAGUGAAUCUUCAUCAGACAGUGAGACAUCUGCCUCAUCUUCUUCAGAGGACAGUGACUCAGAAGAAAGCCUCUCUAGCUCCUCCUCCUCAGCCUAUUCUUCUUCCUCUUCCUCCUCAUCCUCGGACUCGGACUCAGACUCCAGCUCCUCCAGCAGCAGCAGCAGCAGCACCGAGAGCAGCUCUGAAGAUGAGCCACCAAAGAAGAGGAAAAAGAAAUAGAACUCUCUGUACACCGGAACAAUGGAUCCAAAGCAUCUGUGACUCCCAGGGGAAUUGAAAAUUGCUCAAGCAAGCAAGUUAGCUGGUCAAACUUGUUAAAAUCCAGAGCUUUCUAAGUAUUCACCAUUGUAUAGGAUAUUUUAAAAAUAUGUUAUAUAUAUAUAUAUAUAUAUAUAUAUAUAUAUAUAUAAAGAUGUUUAUUUUAGGAAUGAAUAUUGGAUUUUUGUUGUUGGUUUUCUUUUUGUAAAAACUGGCAUCUCAUUUUGUAGGUCUGGCUGGCCUUCACUUCAGAGAGAUCUACCUCUCUCUGCUUCUUUUAAUGUUGGGACUAAAGAAAAGUUCCACCAUGCUUAGCUUUUAUUGUUAACAUUUUUUUUUAAAUAUUUGAAGUCUAUCUGUAGUACAUAAUCAAAGCUGAAAACCAGGAAGGAACUCUUUUCAGUGACAGACAAAAGUCAUUUUUUUUCCUGCCUAUGAAAUGAAUGCUCUAUGUGGGUAUAUGUUAAGCUGUGUAUGGGACAGUCUUUGACGAGACUGCAUCAGAAUAUCAAGAAGUUUCCUGUGCUCUUUGGGCUAUGUUUAUUAUGUGAGAUUUAAUGCAUUGUUAUUGUAAGUAGUUUUCCUACUGUUAAUAAAUGUACUCUAUUUUUAUGUUUGUAUCAAAAAAUUGUUUUGAUUUUUUUUUAUAUCCUGAAUAUAUAAAUUCAAAUAACCUAAUACAGCACAUUGGA